AUGGUAAAAUCCAAACGAAAAUCAAGGACACCGAAAGAAUCAGAAGAUGACCAACCAGAGCCGAAAAGACAAAAGAAGGAAAAGCGCUCUUCUCGGAUUAAGUCGAAAGAGGAAGCUGUCAGUACACCCACUCCCACACCUCCAAAAUCUCCCACAGAAAAGAAAACUCCUACCUCACCUAUUCCUCCUCCAGACACAAUUGUUGUCGAAGACUCAUCUGAUGAAGACAAUUUAGCUCUGUCGAACCUUGGAAAAACGGGACGUUUUCGUUCUCCUAUCAAAAUGAAAUUUGGCUCAAAUCUUUCCCCGAAGGAAGACGACACACCGAGAGAAACAUUCUCUCAGGGGGAAAAAGAUACGAGAGAAGCACCCUUUCAGGGGGAAGGUCAGCCAAAAGAAACCUCUCCAGAAAAACCCUCUAAUCAAAAAGUGCCAAACCUUGGCCACAGUUCUCCUCAAGUCCUUCAUCCACAAGAACCCAUUUCAGCAGAGAGAAAUAUUCAAAGUUCGACACAAGAACCUGCUGCUAUGGACACGGAGGCCGGUCACUUAAGUCUUCCACAAGAACCUGGCUUGCCAGCAAAGACGAAAGAAGUGGUUGUUGGAUUGACUGAAGUUCCGUCUCUUCCACAAGAACCUACCAAUGCAGAGCAGGUAACAAAAAAUCUGACACAAGAACCUGCGUUGGCAGAUGAGACAGCCGUUGUACCAGUUGACACUCCUGCAAUUCCAAAGACAUCGACACCUGUUCCCGAAGCCACAACAAGACCACCAGUUGUUGCACCCAUUCCUCCAUCUCCAGAUCAACUGCUUCGUGAGUCCAUUGAAAAUGACUACACCCGAGUGUUGCAGUGGCAAAAAUGGCGCACAGCCCCCUUGGACACAUUCAUCGAAACUUUUGAAGCCAUGAAAGAUGAAGAACAGUUUGCUCUAGAGUGGAUUGGCACGAAGGAUCUCAAUGAAGCACUGCGUCUUGAAAAAAUAAGACGAGUAUUCUCUUACAAAAUGACGAACCGCACUCUCGGAAAGGAUAAAGCUCCGAUUUGCAUUGAGCUCAACAAACCUCCAUUGGACCCAGCGUUUGAAGAAGAAAUGAAGGUGGUUCGAUAUGCCAUAUUGAUAUCUAAAGUCAAAACCAUCCUGGAGAAAGAACAUCAAAAUGAUCCUAACUGCAAUGUCAGUGGCUUGAAAGAUGAGCAAGGCCGAGAGAUUGACACGACCGAAGAAGAAGAUGAAAAGAGUGAUGAAGAAGAUGAAGACGAAACUAACGAUGUCGAGAAUGCAGAUGAUGAGAACGAUGAUGAUGAUGAUGACAAUGAUGAUUCAGGUAAUGACGGAGAUAAUGGGGCUGACCCAACUUAUGACAGUGAAUCUCCCCUCUUGGUCGGUCCUGAUUAUUACACUGUUCCCGAAAGAUCUCCAGCUCGAAAAUCACCCAAAAGUGAUGAAACAAGGGAAGCAUCACAACAAGAUGAAGACGUUUCAACUGAUCAUCCUGAAGAUCUGUCUCGAGCUCUCGUCCCACAUGUUCAACCCAUGGACGAGACUCCGAUAAAACGAGAGGAAGCAGUUGUACGUAGGGCAAACUGGAAGCCUCACCAAUCCUUCUUAGCUCAGCUAGUGGUGGCAAAAAGGAUGCACCACUUCAAGAAGAUCAAAUGGAAACCCCACAAACCAAUAUUGAAGAUGAAUCUCCUCCGGUGUCCCCACGAAAAGUCAUGA
Messenger RNA from Ipomoea nil (Japanese morning glory), 1722 nucleotides. RefSeq lists its product as uncharacterized. The record is from RefSeq and is a predicted model, not a curated record. The coding region runs from base 1 to 1722 and encodes 573 amino acids. The transcript has a single exon. NCBI's taxonomy places the organism in Eukaryota, Viridiplantae, Streptophyta, Magnoliopsida, Solanales, Convolvulaceae.